AUGAUUGAACAACUGCUUUGGUUUGUUUUAGUGGUUAUUCUCGUUACACUGACUGUGAAUUAUUUCAUUGCCACCAAACAUCUUCCUCCAGGUCCAUUUCCACUACCGAUUAUUGGAAAUGCGCACAAACUGGCUGCCAACUCACGCCAUGUUGACCUCAUGCAUUUGGAAAAACAAUACGGCAAAGUAUUCCGCCUGUAUCUUGGAAGCCAACUCGUUGUAGUUGUUAGCGGAGGAGAUGCUGUUCAAGAAGUUCUCGUUACAAGAUCGUCCAACUUCGCUGGACGUCCGAGCAUUCACUCCUCGGAAGUUUAUUCUAAAGGAAGGGCAAUCGGGUUCGCUGAUUAUUCUUCCGAAUGGCGACUGCACCGCAAACUAGCCCUCUCGGCAUUGAAAUUGUACGGCGCAGGCGGGAUAAAGCAGGAGGCCAUCGUCACUAAUGAGUUUGACUUGCUUAUGGAACGUGUCCGCUCCAGAAAUGGGCAGCCCCAUGAUAUCACCAGAGAGAUACGACUGGCUGUGACAAAUGUGAUAUGUGCCUUGGUGUUUGGCUCAAGAUACGAACCCGAUGACCCCGAGUUUUUAAAGUUUUCAGAGAUCACCAACUCGAUAGUGAGUAUGCUUGCGGCUGGAAGCAUAGUGGAUGUUUUCCCUUGGCUUAGAUUUUAUCCAUUCAAAUCCAUUCAGCUUUUGAAAGAGAAAUGCAAAGAGCGAGACGAACUGGUUGGAAGAAUUUAUCGAGAGCAUGUGGAGGCGAAUAGAGUUGCAGCUCCUCAAGACCUGACAGAUGCGCUACUGAAGGCAAGGAAAGAGGCUGAGGAAGAAGACUCGUCUGUGAGUGGAUCCUUUACCGACGACAAACUCGUCUCGACCAUGGGGGAAGUCUUCAUUGCUGGAAUGGAGACCACUGCAACUAGCUUGUGCUGGGCGCUGCUGUACCUAAUUUACAACCCUAAGAUCCAGGAGAUGUUACAUCAAGAGCUGGAUGAGGUCAUUGGCCCGGAUCGUUUACCGGAGCUCCGGGACAAAAAGAAUCUACCGUAUCUGGAGGCCACCAUCGCUGAGACCCUACGUCUCUCGUCUAUUGGGCCGUUGGCAAUUCCUCAUAAAGCAACAGUGGAUACGACUCUACAAGGAUAUCAUAUUCCGAAGGGUACAACAGUAUUAGUGAAUUUGUGGUCCCUUCAUCACGACCCAGCCAUCUGGGAUGACCCCGACAAGUUCAUACCCGAGCGGUUCCUCGACAAGGAUGGUAAGUUCGUUCCUCCAAAACAGGAUCGCUUCCUCCCAUUUUCAGCAGGGCGUCGGGCAUGUCUAGGAGAAUCUUUGGCACGAAUUGAGCUGUUCUUGAUCUUGGCUCGAUUACUUCACAGAUUCAGAUUUGAGAAUCCGCCCGGCUCUGAUCUUCCCACCCUGGUGCCUAUUGCAGGGCUUGUGUUGAUGCCUCAGCCAUUCGAAGUGUGUGCGUCUUGCAGGCAUGAAAGCUGA
Messenger RNA from Pocillopora meandrina, 1488 nucleotides. The record is from the annotation of a GenBank genome assembly. Lineage: Eukaryota; Metazoa; Cnidaria; Anthozoa; Scleractinia; Pocilloporidae.